GAAAGAUGGGGACGCGACAAGAAUAACAACGACAAGGUAAAAUAAAUAUGGAGCUCUGACGAGCAAUUGAUAGAGCAAUAUACGAAACAUGGCACGAAAAGGAGGAUCCCUCGAUCAGAACUCUUCCUCUCUUGCAUCUCGUCCUGAACCCCUGCCCUAAGCCUAUGGACCUCAAAAUCCCGCCCUCUCUAUCGCCAGUAACGCUAAUUUAGAGGAUCCCGUUCCAGGCGUCCCGUGGUCAGAGGACCGCGCCAUGAAGCUGGUCGACAUGGUUACGGUUGUACACACUCUGCUGGAGAAGAGCUCGUCGAUACUUUCGAAGUGAAUCCCCUCGAAACUUUUUCUUCCCAGUAUUUGUAUGCAGUAUUGAUAGGCCGAAGCAUAAUUGUUUCUUUAUAAUUCAACACCAUGCCCGUGCCAACAACUGUGAAGUCCAAGAAGCCCCCAGGUGCAGGCCUAAAGGUUGCUAAACCUGCCAGCAAGAAAAAGGAUGAAGAGGAAGGGGUGGAUCAGGGGGAUGGAUGGGACGAGUGGGCCCAAGGAAAAGCUUUGAUUAAGCCCCCAGACCAGCUGGAGCUCACUGAGGAGGAGCUGAAAGAGGAAUUCACUAAGAUCUUGACUGCAAAUAACCCUCAUGCACCUCAGAACAUCGCGCGAUACAGCUUUAAGGAGCGCUCGUACAAGCCCAUCAGUAGUGUGGAUCAGAUGGCAGUUCACUUCGUCCUGGAGGGCAACCUAAUACAUGUUGACUCUGAAGAGGCCCGACGACAGAGGGCCAGACAGGACCAGACAGACGAGAAACCUGCAGCCGAGGCUGAAGCAGAGCCGGACGAGGAGAUCCCAGAGAAUCCCGUAAUCGAGGAGACUUCGGAAAUUGUAGACGCCGCGGCUGCGGAGGACGCAGAAGAAGCAGAGGUGUUGGGAGAGGAGGAGAGGCCUGACAGCGUAGAAGCCCAGAUAGGCAAGAAGGAGCAGAAGGUCACUAACCAGUUCAACUUCAGCGAGCGGGCGUCCCAGACCCUGAACAACCCUCUGAGGGAAAGAAGUUGCCAGACGGAGCCUCCUCCGCGAUGUAACUUCUCCGCUACGGCCAAUCAGUGGGUGAUAUACGAUGCAUACCUGGAAGAGUUGGAGAAGCAAGAGAAAAACAAGGACAAACAGAAAACCUUUUCAGCUAAAAAAGAGGAGGACAAACUGAAGAAGAAUAAGAUGGUCACGGAGACUCAGAGUGAUGAUGUCACGAAGGUGGUAAAAGUGGUCAAGAUCUUUGAACGGAUGGUCAACCAAAACACUUUUGAUGACAUUGCACAAGACUUCAAGUAUUUUGAGGAUGCCUCUGAUGAAUUCAGAGAGCAGGAGGGAACCCUUCUUCCUCUGUGGAAGUUCCAGUAUGACAAAGCAAAAAGGCUCUCUGUUACUGCCCUCUGCUGGAACAAGAGUUACCAGGACCUGUUUGCAGUAGGAAUGGGAUCAUACGACUUCAGUAAGCAGGGGCACGGCAUGCUCCUGCUCUACACCCUGAAGAACUCUACCUGCCCCGAGUUCGUCUAUCCCACCAGCAGCGGCAUCAUGUGCCUCCACAUCCACGACCGCCUGUCUCACCUGGUGGCGGUGGGCUUCUACGACGGCUGCGUCGCCGUCUUCGACCUGAAGGCGGAGGAGGGAGGAGCAGCCCAGCCCGCGUUCAAGAGCACCGCCAAGGCGGGAAAACACACUGACCCUGUCUGGCAGGUACGCUGGCAGAACGACGACAUGGACAACAACCACAACUUCUACUCCAUUUCAUCCGAUGGACGAGUGGUGUCCUGGACCCUGAUCAAGAACGAGCUGGUGUUCAGCGACGUCAUUAAGCUCUCCUUGGAGGGGGCCCUUCCCGAGUGCCUUGAGGUGGUGGAGCAGCCGAGCGUGGCGUGCGGUACCUCCUUUGACUUCCAUCCGAAGAUUGACUUUCUUUUCUUGGUCGGUACUGAGGAAGGGAAAAUCCACAAGUGCUCCAAGGCCUACUCCAGCCAGUUCCUGGAGACCUACCAGGCCCACAACAUGGCGGUGGACGCCGUCAAGUGGAACCAGUUCCACCCCAAGGUGUUCUUGUCCUGCAGCUCCGACUGGACCGUCAAGAUCUGGGACCAUACCAUCAGGACUCCCAUGUUCACCUUUGACCUCAACUCAGCAGUUGGAGAUGUUGCCUGGUCUCCUUACUCCUCAACGGUCUUUGCAGCUGUGACCACUGAUGGCAAGGUUCAUGUCUUCGACCUGAGCAUUAACAAGUAUGAAGCCAUCUGCCAGCAGCCCGUGGUGGCCAAGAAGAAGACCAAGCUUACACACAUCGAGUUCAACCCCAUCCAUCCAAUCAUCGUAGUGGGAGACGACCGGGGCUACGUCACCUGCUUCAAGCUCUCGCCAAACCUCCGCAAGAAACCCAAGGAGAAGAAGGGUCAAGAGGUGCCCAAGGGUCCAGAAGUGGAGGAGGCCAAGAUGGAGAAGCUGCUGAGUCUGCUGCGGGAGCCAGAUUACAACUCAGUUUAGAACCAGGACCACCCGGCACCACCCAGGACCACCAGGAUUACAGUCUAGAGUCCCAUGGGAGAGGCCACUCGUUGCCCAAGAAGGGAUCAAUAACAAAGUGUUCCAAAGAAAAGAGAAAGAAAGACAAGAUUUGGAAAAGGGAGCAAAGAAUAUAUUUAUUAAAAAAUGGUAUUGUUCAUUUAUCAUC
This is a messenger RNA of Gadus morhua (Atlantic cod), 2713 nucleotides long. It is a transcript of the gene dnai1.2, whose product is annotated as dynein, axonemal, intermediate chain 1, paralog 2. Gene Ontology annotation, cellular component: outer dynein arm. Gene Ontology annotation, biological process: outer dynein arm assembly; cilium movement. Lineage: Eukaryota; Metazoa; Chordata; Actinopteri; Gadiformes; Gadidae. Bases 409 to 2526 code for a protein of 705 amino acids. Gene Ontology annotation, molecular function: dynein heavy chain binding; dynein light chain binding. The transcript has 20 exons. The record is from RefSeq and is a predicted model, not a curated record.